UUACAUCAACGGACACACACAGGGCAAAAACCAUAUAAAUGUAUGGAGUGUGGAAAAAGCUUCAGUCAGAGUGGACACUUAAGUUCACAUCAACAGACUCACAUAGCUAAAAAACCAUUUAAAGGUAUAGAGAGCGGAAAAAGUUUCACUGAUAGAGGAAAACUUAGAACACAUCAGCGGACUCAAAUGGGCAAGGAAGGAUUCCAAUGCAGGGAGUGUGGGAAGAACUUCAGUCGGAGUGGAACCCUAAAUUUACAUCAACGGACUCACACAGGGGAAAAACCAUUUAAAUGCAUGGAGUGUGGAAAAAGCUUCAAUCGGAGUGGACACCUUAGAAGACAUCAGCGGACUCACACAGGUGAAAAACCAUAUAAAUGUAUGGAGUGUGGGAAAAGCUUCAGUCGGAGUGGACACCUUAGAACACAUCAACGAACUCACACAGGGGAGAAACCAUAUGAAUGUACGGAGUGUGGGAAGAGCAUCAGUAACAGUGGAAACCUCAAAAGACACCACCAGACUCACACAAGGAAUAAACCUUAUAAAUGCACUGAGUGUGGGAUGAACUUCAGUCAGAGUGGACUCCUCAAUAUACAUCAGUGGACUCACACAGGGGAAAAACCAUAUAAAUGUAUGGAGUGUGGAAAAAGCUUCAGUCGGAGUGAUAAACUUAAAUCACAUCAACGGACUCACAUGGGUGAAAAACCAUAUAAAUGUAUGGAGUGUGGAAAGAGUUUCAGUGUGAGUGGACAACUCAAUAAACAUCACCAGACUCACACUGGGGAGAAACCAUUUAAGUGCAUGGAGUGCGGAAAGAGCUUCAUUCAGAUUGGAAACCUUAGAAUACAUCAACGGACUCACACAGGGGAGAAACCAUUUGAAUGCAGGGAGUGUGGAAAGAGCUUCAGUCAGAAUGGACAACUUAAAUUACACCAGUGGACUCACACAGGGGAGAAACCAUAUAAAUGUAUGGAGUGCGGAAAGAGCUUCAGUGUGAGUGGACAACUCAAUAAACAUCACCAGACUCACACUGGGGAGAAAAAAUAUAAAUGUAUGGAGUAUGGGAAGAGCUUCAGUCAGAGUGGACACCUCAAUAUACAUGAACGGACUCACACAGGGGAGAAACCAUAUAAAUGUAUGGAGUGUGGAAAGAGCUUCAGUAAGAGUGGACACCUCAAUAUACAUGAACGGACUCACACAGGGGAGAAACCAUAUAAAUGUAUGGAGUGUGGGAAGAGCUUCAGUCAGAUUGGACACCUCAUUAUGCAUAACCAGACUCACACAGGGGAGAAACCAUAUAAAUGUAUGGAGUGUGGGAAGAGCUUCAGUAAGAGUGGACACCUCAAUAUACAUCAUCGGAUUCAUACAGGGGAGAAACCAUUUGAAUGCAUGGAGUGUGGAAAGAGCUUCAGUCAGAUUGGAAACCUUAGAAUACACCAACGGACUCACACAGGGGAGAAACCAUUUGAAUGCAUGGAGUGCGGAAAGAGCUUCAGUCAGAAUGGAGACCUUAAAUUACACCAGCAGACUCACACCGGUGAAAAACCCCAUGAAUGUAUGGAGUGUGGAAAGAGCUUCAGUAAGAGUGGAAACCUCAAUAAACACCAACGGACUCACAUGGGAGAAACCAUUUAAAUGUAUGGAGUGUUGAAAGAGCUUUAGUCAGAGUGGAAAUCUUAGAAAACAUCUGCAGACACACAUGGGUGAAUCCAUUUAAAUGUAUCACAUGUGGAAGGAGCUUCAGUCAGAGUGGAAUCCUUGAUUUAUGUCAGCAAACUCUCACAAAAGACAAACCCUAUGAAUGUCAGUAAAGUAUGUGGAAGUUCAGUCCUACUGGAAGUUCUACAUCAACAGACUUAUGAACAGGAAGAACUUUUAGAGUUGAAACCCUACAAAAAAUCAACAACUCAGAGAAGCAGUUUAAAUGGAAAGAUUGCAGAAAGUGCUUUAGUUAUAAUGGAGUGUUUCAGGAACAUCUAGGGAUUCUGAGGGAAGA
Molecule: messenger RNA, 1993 nt
Organism: Lacerta agilis (Sand lizard)
Lineage: Eukaryota; Metazoa; Chordata; Lepidosauria; Squamata; Lacertidae
Product: zinc finger protein 420-like
Exons: 1
Coding region: 43-1632 (529 amino acids)
Biological process (GO): regulation of transcription by RNA polymerase II
Molecular function (GO): RNA polymerase II cis-regulatory region sequence-specific DNA binding; DNA-binding transcription factor activity, RNA polymerase II-specific
Source: RefSeq, a predicted model, not a curated record